CACAGUCACAUGCAAAAACAGACUAUAUAUUAGACCUUCACAAUUCACACACCCCAAAAUGGAUCAAACACUCCAUUUAGCACUUCUACCAAGCCCAGGGAUGGGCCACCUACUCCCACUGGUGGAAUUCGCCAAGCAACUUGUCCACCACCACCACAUCUCCUCCACCCUCAUCAUCCCCACCACCGGACCGCCGCCACAAACCCAAGUCUCCGUCCUCGAAUCACUCCCCGAAAACAUCAACCACAUCUUCCUUCCACACGUCCACUUACCCGAAAACCUCCCAACUGCCUUGUCACAACUUUUAGCCACCAUGUCCCUCUCUAUCCCCUCCCUCCGCGACACUUUAAAAUCGCUAAACUCCACGAAUCGGCUGGUGGCCCUUGUGGUCGAUCCGUUCGGACAUGACGCCUUUGAUGUGGCCAAGGAAAUUGGUGUUCGUCCGUACUUAUUUUUCCCUACCACGGCCAUGGUACUUUUAUUUUGCAUGCAUUUACCAAAGCUUGACAAAAUGCUUACGUGCGAGUAUAGAGACUUGCCUGAACCGUUGAAAUUACCCGGUUGUGUACCGGUUCACGGAAGGGAUCUCUUUGACGCGGUUCAAGACCGGUCUCACGUUGAGUACAGAAAGCUACUUGAAAACGUGUCGUGGCUCACUUCAUUCGAGGGCAUAAUUAUCAAUAGCUUCUUGGACUUGGAAGAAGGAGCCAUAAAAGCUUUACAAGUGGAAGAACCGGGUAAGCCGCCAGUUUACCCAAUUGGACCACUUAUACAAACAGGUUCGAGUGACGGGUCAGAUCAGCCCGAGUGUUUGAAAUGGUUGGAUGAUCAGCCCAGUCGGUCUGUUCUAUUUGUCUCGUUUGGAAGUGGUGGAACCCUCUCUCAUGAUCAAAUCAAUGAGCUAGCCUUAGGGUUGGAAAUGAGUGGGCAAAAGUUUUUGUGGGUUGCGAGAAGCCCAAGUGACAAGUCCGACGCAGCCAUUUUCGAUGCCCAAAGCCAAACAGACCCUUUGGGUUUCUUGCCAAAAGAGUUCUUGGAGAGGACGGAAGGGCAAGGCUUAGUGGUGCCAUCAUGGGCCCCGCAAAUUGAGGUGCUCCGUCACGGCUCCACCGGUGGAUUUUUAACUCAUUGCGGUUGGAAUUCAACACUGGAGAGUGUUGUUUAUGGCGUGCCUUUGAUUGCCUGGCCGCUCUUCGCGGAACAGAAGAUGAAUGCUGUGAUGUUAAAUGAGGAUUUACAUGUGGCACUCAGACCUAAGGCGAAUGAAAUUGGAAAAGUGGAAAGAGAAGAGAUUGCAAGAGUUGUGAAAGAACUCAUGGAAGGAGAAGAAGGGAAAAAGGUUUGUAAUAAAAUGAAGGGCUUACAGGAUGCUGCUGAAAAUGUGCUAAAUAAAGGUGGAUCUUCUACAAACUCAUUGUCUGAAUUAGCAUUCAGAUGGAAAAACUAGAAGAAUAAUUAGUAUUAUAUAUAUCUAAAUAAAGGUGGAUCCCUAGCACUUUGACUGUUUUCGGAAAUUCCUAAAUAAAUUCAAGAUUCAAAAAUCGUCUCGGGCGAUGUUUGUAUCUAAAUGUUGUAGACUAUUCUCAGUUCAUUUCAUGUAAUUUAGUGAUUUCUUUGUAUUCUUGUUUUAAGAUUAUUUAUGUUCAGUCAUUUUGUGAUUUCCUUUU
This is a messenger RNA of Rhododendron vialii, 1667 nucleotides long. RefSeq names its product hydroquinone glucosyltransferase-like. The record is from RefSeq and is a predicted model, not a curated record. The transcript has a single exon. Gene Ontology annotation, molecular function: UDP-glycosyltransferase activity. NCBI's taxonomy places the organism in Eukaryota, Viridiplantae, Streptophyta, Magnoliopsida, Ericales, Ericaceae. Bases 59 to 1447 code for a protein of 462 amino acids.